AUGUUGCUUCCAUCCGCCAUUCCCUGCGAUGUGCGCCGGUCGUCUCGCUUCACUCCCAGUCGUCUCUUCUCGACGCCUCCUCCUUCUGACAGACCAUCUGGCAAUGGCCUUCUCGGUACCUGUCGAGCACUGCAAUCUAUGUUAAAUGGAUCUCCGGCACCAUCGCCGCGCCGCUCCAAGCCACGCCUCCAAAGUCCACUUCCCAUCAACGCUCCGCGCCGCUCACCGCGCACGCGCAAUAAGGUCGCCCGACCUGCUUCACCCCGACAAACUCCUCCUCCAGUCACACUCGCUUCUACACCACCACCUCCUCCAUCUGCGCCCGCGCGAGGCGCCAAUAAGCGCCGACGUUCUUGCGAUGAUGACAGCGACGCAGACAUGGGCAUGAGCCACGGACGCAACCGUCUCUCAACACCCAAGCGCCGUCGACACGCCCCCUAUGAUUUGCCUCUUGGCCUCUCUUCAACAGACUUUUAUUCCUUACACUCUCCUCCAGUCACGCAAUCUCCUCCUUCUCCCCAGCGCCUGAUUGAUGCGCGCAUUCAAGAAUCAGCGCCCAUCAAUCCGGAUGCGCCUCUUCCCUCGAUCGAAUCGGACUCUAUUCCAGUAUCUUCUGAUGUUUGGACUGCCGAGGAAGAUCAACAUCUCAUGGACUUGGUUCUUGAAAAGUUCCGACUCUCUCAACAGGAAUGGGAUGACUGUGCGCGCCAAAUGGGCCGCCGGAAUUCCACUGAUUUGGGCCAACGAUGGAGUUCUCUCAUUGGAGAGGGUCGCAUUGGUCUCCGUCCGGCACGCCGAUAA
Messenger RNA from Penicillium odoratum, 801 nucleotides. RefSeq lists its product as uncharacterized. The record is from RefSeq and is a predicted model, not a curated record. Lineage: Eukaryota; Fungi; Ascomycota; Eurotiomycetes; Eurotiales; Aspergillaceae. Bases 1 to 801 code for a protein of 266 amino acids. The transcript has a single exon.